Messenger RNA from Abrus precatorius (Indian licorice), 1956 nucleotides. Its product is annotated as probable boron transporter 7. Lineage: Eukaryota; Viridiplantae; Streptophyta; Magnoliopsida; Fabales; Fabaceae. The record is from RefSeq and is a predicted model, not a curated record. Gene Ontology annotation, cellular component: plasma membrane. The coding region runs from base 1 to 1956 and encodes 651 amino acids. Gene Ontology annotation, molecular function: solute:inorganic anion antiporter activity. The transcript has 13 exons. Gene Ontology annotation, biological process: monoatomic ion homeostasis; transmembrane transport; monoatomic anion transport.
AUGGGAAAGCCAUUCAAGGGAAUAAUUCAAGAUGUCAAAGGAAGAGCUCAAUGCUAUAAACAAGAUUGGGCUUGUACAGUCUGUACUGGCCUUAGCAUAUUGGCUCCAACGUUCUACAUAUUCUUUGCUUCUGCUCUUCCUGUCAUUGCUUUUGGAGAGCAACUUAGUAGGGAUACAGAUGGAAGCUUGAGCACAGUGGAAACACUUGCAUCUACUGCUAUUUGUGGAAUUAUCCACUCAAUACUUGGUGGCCAACCAUUGUUGAUUUUAGGAGUUGCUGAACCCACUGUUAUAAUGUACACUUAUCUCUACAGUUUCUCCAAGAAAACACCAGAACUAGGUGCCAAGCUCUUUCUGGCUUGGGCUGGUUGGGUUUGUGUUUGGUCAGGAUUCUUCUUGAUUCUGCUUGCAAUUUUCAAUGCUUGCAAUAUUAUCACAAGGUUUACAAGAAUUGCUGGGGAGUUAUUUGGGAUGCUAAUAACUGUUCUUUUCUUUCAAGAGGCUAUAAAGGGAUUGAUAGGUGAGUUCAGCACGCCCAAGUCUGAAGAUCCUUCCUCAGAGGAAUUUCAAUUCCAAUGGCGGUAUACAAAUGGAUUGCUUGCAAUCAUUUUCUCUUUUGGAGUGCUUCUCACUGCGCUUAAAAGCAGAAGAGCAAGAACAUGGCGAUAUGGAACAGGGUGGCUUCGAGGUUUUGUUGCAGAUUAUGGGGUUCCGAUGAUGGUAGUGUCAUGGACAGCACUAUCAUAUGGUAUACCAGGCAGAGUUCCAGAAGGUGUUCCUAGAAGGCUUGUCUGUCCCCUUCCCUGGGAACCUGCGUCCCUCUAUCACUGGACAGUAGUGAAGGACAUGUUGGAGGUACCCGUGGUUUAUAUAAUUGCGGCAAUUGUUCCAGCUCUGAUGAUAGCAGGCUUAUACUUUUUUGAUCAUACUGUUGCCUCCCAGAUGGCACAACAGAAAGAAUUUAAUCUUCAAAAGCCAUCUGCUUACCACUAUGAUCUUUUGCUGCUUGGAAUAAUGACAAUAAUUUGUGGUGUCCUUGGCCUUCCCCCUUCAAAUGGAGUCCUUCCACAGUCCCCCAUGCAUACAAUGAGUUUGGCAGUUCUUAGGAGGCGGUUGAUCCGAAAGAGGGUGGUGAAGAGUGCCAAGGAAUGUAUUAAGCAGCAGAAGACCAACUCUGAAUUAUAUGGAAAGAUGCAAGCAGUGUUUAUAGAAAUGGAUACAGUCCCUACAGUUAAAGAAUUGGAGAAUUUGAAGGAAGCUGUAAUGAAAUCUGAUAACAAGGACGGUGCAAAGGAAAAAUUUGAUCCUGAGAGACACAUAGAUGCAUAUCUACCGGUCAGAGUUAAUGAGCAAAGAUUGACCAACAUAUUGCAGUCUCUCUUUGUUGGAGUGUCAAUCUUAGCCAUGUCUGUUAUCAAAAGGAUACCAACCUCAGUUCUAUGGGGUUAUUUUGGUUACAUGGCAAUUGAUAGUCUCCCAGGGAAUCAAUUCUGGGAAAGGAUUUUGCUCCUGUUCAUCACCCCAAGUCGGCGUUAUAAAACUUUGGAAGGUUCUCAUGCAUCAUUUGUGGAGACAGUACCAUUCAAGACCAUAGCUGCAUUUACAGCCUUGCAGAUUGUAUAUUUUCUGUUCUGUUUCGGGGUGACAUGGAUACCUAUAGGUGGAAUAUUGUUUCCUCUGCCAUUCUUCCUUCUUAUAGUUAUAAGAGAACACUUGCUUCCAAAGCUAUUCAAGCCUAGCCAUCUUCAAGAACUAGAUGCUUCUGAGUAUGAGGAAAUUGCUGGUGCUCCACUCAUGGUACAAUUUAUUCUUAUGACAAAUUAUGAUAAGGAGUCACGUGGUAAUGACGCUGAUGCAAGCUCAGAAGACUUCUACGAUGCAGAGAUAUUGGAUGAGAUUACUACCAACCGGGGAGAGUUGAAAGUUAGAACUGUUCAUCCUGAAGAUGCUGCCUGA